Pyricularia pennisetigena is the source of this 1884-nucleotide messenger RNA. RefSeq lists its product as uncharacterized. The transcript has a single exon. The record is from RefSeq and is a predicted model, not a curated record. Bases 1 to 1884 code for a protein of 627 amino acids. Lineage: Eukaryota; Fungi; Ascomycota; Sordariomycetes; Magnaporthales; Pyriculariaceae.
AUGAAGUCUGUUACUGUCAUGGGAGUAUUCGCGGCCGUCGCCGCCGCAUACUCGCACCACCAGCCGAGGCACCCGCACCUCGACUUCCGCAACUUCAAACGCCAGAACACCACUGCCCCCACCAGUAUCGCCGGUGAGGGUCGCAAGGGCGCUGCUCCCAAGGUCCCCGCGACCCCGGUCGCCAGCUCGGCCGCCAGCUCCGCUGCUGCUUCUGGCACUGGCGGUGUUCAGUUGACCACCCUCACUGUCAAGGAGACCGCCGUCCGCACCAUCAUCUCGUGCGCACCCACUGUUACCAACUGCCCUGCUGCCAACCAGACUGCUGCCAUCUCGGCCCUGCCGCCUGGCGCUGUAUCGACCGUUGUUGUGACCGACUCUGUCAUCUCCACCACUGUCGUCUGCCCCGUGACCGAGGCCAGCCAGGUUUCCAAGAGCGUUGCCGAGAAGAUGAAGGAGAGCGCCACUUCUGCCGCCGUCGCCACCUCGGCCGCCGCCCAGCCUAACGGCAAGGGCAAGGGCAAAGGUAAGCCUUCAUCUGCCGCUCCCGCUGCCACUCCUGCUGCCGGCAAGAACGGCACUGCCCCUGUCGCCACUCCUGCUGUGGGCAAGAACGGUACCGCGCCCGCUACUAGCGCCGCUGCCUCCGCUCGCCAGUCGUCGGCCGCUCUCCCCGUUUCCGCCUCCGCCUCGGGCAACGCUACCCGUCCCUUUGCCAACUCGACAGCGCCCGCUGCCACUGCCCCUGGCGCUCAGUUGACCACGCUCACCGUUAGGCAGACUUCGGUCCGCACCGUGAUCUCGUGCGCGCCUACCAUCACCAACUGCCCAGCUGCCGGCGAGACCGCCGCCAUUUCGGCCCUGCCUCCGGGUGCCGUGUCGACCGCCCUCGUCACUGAGGUCGUUACUAUCGGCACCACCAUCUGCCCCGUGUCUGAGGUUUCCAAGGCUUCUACUUCCCUGGUUGCUGAGGCGUCCAAGGCCAAGGCCACCAGUGCUGCUCAGACCACUCCUGCCGGCGCCCAGAUCACCACCAUCACCACUGAGCAUGUCGUCACCGUCACUUCAAUGCGUGUUGUCACCAUCACCCAGUCUGGUGGUCAGGGUGGAGCCGGUGGCAACGUUGUCGUCACCACUAUCCCUGAGGUUAUCACGAGCGCUUCCAAGGAAGUCCUGACCUCAGCCGUUCUUCCCGUCGCCGGUACCCCCAACAAGGGCGGAAACGGCGGUGGCGACAAGGGUGGUAACAAGGGAGGCAACCAGGGCGGUGAGAUGACCACCACCAUGACCAACACCAUGUUCGGCACCCGCACCGUUGUUGUUCAGAAGCCCAAGCAGACUGCUCCCGCUGCUGGUGGAUCUUCCAACGGCGGCUCUGGCUCCAACAACGGAGGUUCUUCCAGUGGAGGCUCUGGCUCCAACAACGGUGGCUCUUCCAGCGGCGGCAACCCUGGCUCCGGCAUGGGUGGUGGAAGCCAAUGCGACUGCGUCCCCGUCACCGUCACCGCUGCCGCUGUCACCGUCACCGUGACUGCUCCGGCCGCUGCCGCUACGCCUGCCAACAACGCUGGCCAGGGCUCAAACAAGGGCUCCAGCUCGCCUGCCCCGGUCAACAACGCCGGUCAGGGCUCGAACAAGGGAGGCGCCACGCCUUCUCCGGCUGCUUCGGGCGAGGACGAGUCGUGCGAUGCCGACGACUUUGAUGACGACGAGGAGGAGGAGGACAAGCCUGCCGCCAACAAGCCUGCCGCCACCACCACCUCGCCGUCGGUUGCCAGCACUGGUGUCCUGCCCAAGGCCACGGGCGCCGCCAAGAACGGCACCUUCACCGCCAAGAGCCCAAAGAAGGUCAAGUCGCCUUCUCAGAACUUCCCCAGGCUCUUCUAA